Molecule: messenger RNA, 600 nt
Organism: Colletotrichum phormii
Lineage: Eukaryota; Fungi; Ascomycota; Sordariomycetes; Glomerellales; Glomerellaceae
Exons: 1
Coding region: 47-514 (155 amino acids)
Source: RefSeq, a predicted model, not a curated record
AACACGUACGGGCUACAAGCUGCGGAAAUAAAGCACUCCAAGGACAAUGGAUGAAAUGCCUCUACCAUCUCCGACCUCAGAUAUAGAGGCGCAAUACGACAGCCGGAUACGCCUCUCUUGUCAAAAUUCCAGGAAAUCAACGGCAUCGCUUUCUACCCUAACCGAACAAGGAACACAACUACAGUCUCCUCCACAACACGACCAUGAUUCUGCCGAUGAGUCUACCAAUUCAAAUCAACCUAGUACCUUGGAUGUAGACAGUCACUGUUCGAAGAAGUACAAGCCAGUCGCUACGGAAGAAGAUGGUCCAAAUCAUAUCGAGUUCAAGAAACGUGGUAUCGAGGCUUUCACCAUUAUCACCGACUCCGCCUCAAUAACCCUUCCACUGGCACUGGCUGUAUUCGUAAUGGUACUCUGGCAUCUUGAUGGCCGGGAAGCCAACAUGGGCACAUAUAUCCACUGGGAAAAUGCUAAGUUACCUAAAUUCACCCGGCACUACUGCGCCUUGGAGUAGAACGGAACAUACGACCAUGGGUCAGCACCCACCACCGCGCGCUAUUGUGUAUAUAUAUUGCAGCAUCGAUAUAAGAAAUAGUCAGA